AUCUACACGAUUCAUUUGUUGAUUAGCCAUCACAGUCCGACAAUUGACUUACGACCAAAAAUCCUCAUAUCUAGAGAUCUCAAACCUUCUAAAAUUAGACCAAUUCCAAUUUCUGAAUCAAUCAAUUCAAAUUUCAAUUACACCAUGAUCAUCCACCCUUAUCUUCUUCUUCACUUUCUUCUCUUCUUUGUUUCUUCCUCCAUAGCCGCACCCACAAUCACCAUAUCCCCAACCUUACUCACAAAAUCCGGCGAUACCAUUAAAGUUGACUGGUCAAACAUACCCAAUCCAUCAAAACUAGAUUGGUUAGGAAUUUACUCUCCACCCAAUUCACCCAACCACCAUUUCAUUGGAUAUUUCUUCCUUUCUUCUUCACCCACAUGGGAAUCCGGAUCCGGGUCUCUUUCAUUUCCUUUGAUCAACCUCCGUCACCCUUACCAAUUUCGCAUCUUCCGAUGGACGGAAUCCGAGGUGGACCCUACCAAGAUGGAUCAUGACAAGAACCCAUUGCCUAGGAGCAAGCAUCUCUUGGUCCAAUCUAAGGAGGUCACGUUUGAGAAGCUCAAUGGGCCGGAGCAGGUCCAUUUGUCAUUUACAGAUAGAGAUGAUGAGAUGAGAGUGAUGUUUAUUGCUGGGGAUGGUGGGAAAAGGUUUGUAAAGUAUGGAGAAGAUGAGAAAGAGUUAAAGAAGGUGGUUGAAACGACCGUUGAAAGGUAUGAAAUAGAACAUAUGUGUGAUGCUCCUGCUAAUCAGAGUGUUGGUUGGAGAGAUCCUGGGUUUGUUCAUCAUGGAGUUAUGUCUAAUUUGAAGAAAGGGAAGAGAUAUUAUUAUAAGGUUGGAAGUGAUUCAGGGGGUUGGAGCCCUACCUUUAGUUUUGUCUCAAGGAAUGAGGAUUCUGAUGAAACUAUAGCUUUUAUGUUCGGAGACAUGGGAACUGCAACACCAUAUAGAACUUUUAUCCGUACACAGGACGAGAGCAUAUCUACCGUAAAAUGGAUCCUCCGUGAUAUAGAAGCUUUAGGAAACAAGCCUGCUUUUAUCUCGCAUAUUGGGGAUAUUAGCUAUGCAAGAGGAUAUUCAUGGAUAUGGGACAACUUUUUUAACCAGAUUGAGCCUGUUGCCUCCAAGGUUGCUUAUCAUGUCUGCAUUGGUAAUCAUGAGUAUGAUUGGCCUCUACAACCAUGGAAACCAGAAUGGGCAGCUUAUGCUAAGGAUGGAGGCGGUGAAUGCGGUGUGCCCUACAGUCUAAAAUUCAAAAUGCCGGGUAACUCUUCAUUUUUAACUGGAACCCGAGCACCAGCCACCCGGAAUCUGUACUAUUCAUUUGAUAUGGGGUCUGUUCAUUUUGUAUAUUUUUCAACCGAGACCGAAUUCCUUGAAGGAAGUGUGCAGUACAAUUUCUUGAAGCAUGAUUUGGAGAAUGUCAAUAGGGCCAAAACUCCAUUUGUUGUUGUCCAAGGGCAUAGGCCUAUGUACACAACUAGUAAUGAGCUAAGGGAUGCUGCAUUAAGAGAGAAGAUGCAAACCCACUUGGAACCUCUACUCGUGAAGAACAAUGUGACUCUUGCCCUGUGGGGUCAUGUCCACAGAUAUGAAAGGUUUUGUCCGUUGAACAAAUUUAGUUGUGGACAAAUGGGUGAGAAGCAAGGAGGAUAUCCUGUUCAUGUUGUGAUUGGAAUGGCAGGGCAGGACUGGCAGCCUAUCUGGCAGCCAAGACCAGAACACACUGAUAUGCCGGUAUUUCCACAACCUAAGCGAUCACAGUAUCGUGGGGGCGAGUUUGGUUAUACUAGGCUUGUUGCAACAAAAGAAACGCUCACACUUUCUUAUGUGGGAAACCAUGAUGGAGAAGUGCAUGAUAUGGUUGAGAUUCUGGCAACUGGAGAAGUCUUGAGCGGUGGUGAUCUUACUAGCAGUGAAAUGACCGAGCACCUUGAUAAAACUGAAUUUAUAGGUCAAAGUGCAUCACCCAUAUUCUUCCAGUUUGUGAAAGGAGGGAGCGUCUUGCUACUUGGUGCUUUUGUCGGUUAUGUUAUUGGGUUUGUUUCUCGUUCUAGAAAAGAUUCUCCUACUUCUGGGAAUAGUUGGCUCCCUGUUAAGACAACUGAAGAUUCUUGAAUUUGAAUUGUAUUGAAGCAAGCAGCUUACAUAGGUGAUUACCUUCUCUGCAUUCAUUAUUGCAGUCAUUGUUAGACUCUUGAGUAUGCACGAGUCUUGAAUGCUGCAGCUGGAAUGUAAGCAUGUUUUCUGAACUUACGUCUUAUUGGCCAUAGCCUAUUGAUACUUAGAUAACUGUAAAUAUCAUUCUAUGUUAGUGUUGUUGUGUUGCAUCAUGAAACUUUCAUGUACAAUUACAGCAUUUUUGAUGGCAAUUAUUAUUGUUCUUUAGAAUCUAUGUAUGGUUGUUUUAGAGAUGGUAUUUUCAUCUCAAUAUAUAACAAAAUUUGAUGUAAUUGAAAGGUUCGAUUUGAUAAUGUACUUUA
Amaranthus tricolor (Joseph's coat) is the source of this 2483-nucleotide messenger RNA. Its product is annotated as probable inactive purple acid phosphatase 2. Lineage: Eukaryota; Viridiplantae; Streptophyta; Magnoliopsida; Caryophyllales; Amaranthaceae. The coding region runs from base 145 to 2118 and encodes 657 amino acids. The transcript is spliced from 2 exons. The record is from RefSeq and is a predicted model, not a curated record. Gene Ontology annotation, molecular function: acid phosphatase activity; metal ion binding.